AUGACUGGCCGUUCUCGUCAGAACUCGGCGGGCUCUCAGGGGCGUCGCCGCAGCUCUAGACUUAGCAAUCGGUCUCUAGCAUCCCUCAACUUCGACAACAUGCCGCCGUUGAACGGCGAGUGGAUCGCAGAAGAAGGCGGCCUUGACCCCUUUGGUGACCUGGACACUAGUUUCGGGUUCAUCAACGAAGGUACAAGUAUGGCCGAUGGUUCAGGACAGAACCCAGCUGAGGGUGUAAGUGGUGAUGGCUACGGAUGGUCUCAUCCCAUUGACAAUUUCAUUGAGCAACGCGAUUUCGCCCAGGUCUCCGAUGGACCGACGGCUAUUCCCAUGGAUUUCCCUGUAGACGGCCUCCAAAAUGUCUCUACGGGUGCCUACCCCCACAAUCCUCUGUUGGAAUUGGAUGACUCAUGGGGAUUCCUUCCUGAGAAUCCUGAGCUGGUUUCUCUACCCACAACGCAGGGUUACGAAGGUGCAGUGGCUCAGGAAGCCUCUCAGCAACUGACAAAUGCCUACCAGAACGAUGCUCAGACGGGCUACGGCUACGACCAGUAUCCGUCCCAACCGUAUUCCUAUCAGCCUCAAACCACGGUAGCAGUUCCCAGCACUCCCCAACCUUACUUCUAUCGGCCUCAGACGACGUCAGCGGCUCCCAACACCGGUGGGUUCGAAUAUCCGCCGCCAAAUGUCUCUGACGAACCGUACUACGUCAACCCUGACCUGACGUACACUGCAGCUCCGACUCAGGACCAGGACUCUCUGUUCUACCCAGAGGCAUCUACAUCUACUGACCGUCGUCGCGUUAGCGCUUCCUCUGCAGCAGAUCGUCGCAAGCGAAGCGACCUCUCGACUUACAGCCUGGCCAAUACCACAGAUACCGAGGAGCUUCAUGAACUUCGCAGGACACGCAAAGUGCGGAAGACUGGGCCGGCACAGCGUGUCCAGUACAAGCCCGAGAAGCCCAAACUCCGUGCUGACAAGCCAUGGGUACGAAAGAAUAACACGACCAAGGGCCUCACUUCACGUACAGGCAAGAUCAACAACUAUCGACCCAUCUACUACGAGAACCGCCCGCACCCGAUUGGCGGUCCCUGGAAGACGCCCAACGGGUACAAGUUCAAGUACACCAAGAACUGGGAAUUCUCCCAGGCCACCUACUCAGCGGCGCAGCUGAACGACUUCAUCUUCCAUUACCCGCGCGACAAGAAUAAGCAUUCCAAGCUGACCAUCUGGAUCCAGAAGUCAUCUACGGACAGCGCGGUUCGAUACGCGUCUGCAACGCACAAGAAGUGCCGUUUCAGGGACUGCCCCGCUAACCUGUAUGGCAAUGGCACAAUCACGGUCGGCCAGCCUCGUGUCGCAUUCGAUGAGCGCUGGCAUGAACAUGGAAUGAACGUCGACCCAUAUCUGGUAGCGGGCUACGCCCACUUGUACUGCAUGGAACGGUUCCUCGAUUUCGAGGCCAUCUGCAAACUCGGUAUUGUGAAGGUAGAUGAGCGGGUGUUCCGUAAAGAGCCGAACGGCCGUUUUGCAGCCACCCUCAAUGGCGAGGCGGAGGCGGACAUAGCUGUGGCGUUCAUCCAAGCGGCUAUGGAAGGUACACUUCGAACUGACAGGAAGUUGAAGCAGUUCAGGAACUAUCCGGUCCACUCGGAGUAUAGGCACGGUGAGCCCAAACCUCAUGACGAUACCUUGACCUUCUGGAUGAUGCAAGAACUUGACGAGGCUCGACCACCGUCUCAGGUGUUCACAUUCUGGGACCGGGGCCUUCGUGGGACGGUGGGCAUCGUGAACAAAGGCAACGUGGAACUGCAGUACUUCGACAAGAUCAAGAAGAAGAAUGCAGCACGCAAGGUCAAGGCCAUGGGCAAUAGGAAGAAGAAGGCUGCCGCAUCCCUGUGGGAUGACGACGAUGAGGAACUUGAACAGGCACAGGAGGAGGAACUCCGUGACAAGAUGGAGAAGGCGAUUGCCUACUGUUUCAAGAAGCUGAAGGACCAUCCCAAGUUCAAUCCGAACCCCGAGUGGAUGAACAAGGACCAGCCUGGCUCUGAAACAUCGAAAGGCAAGCGCAAGGCUUUCGAGACCGACGAAGACGACGAGGAGCCUGAUGAGCCUCAGCCUGGACCGCAAACAUCGAAGUGCAAGCGCAAGGUUUUCGAGAUCGACGAGGACGGCGAGGAGCCCGAUGAGCCUCAGCCUGAACCAAAAACGUCGAAGCGCAAGCGCAAGGUUUUCGAGAUCGAUGAUGACGACGAGGAGUCUGACGAGCCUCAGGAGUAUGGAAGCGAUGAUGAUGACGAUGACGACCACGAGCCUGGUCCAAAGGUUCGAGGCUCUCGUCAAAGCUCCCGUUUGAGAAAUAAGACUCGCAAGGUCAACUAUGCUAUCGCAUCACCUGCAGAGGUGCCGCAGAAUGUGGAAGAGCCAGCCCCCAAGCGCCAACGAUGUGAGCCUACACAGCAGGAGCUGUCAGCUCAGAACCCGCUCGUGCAGGACCCAGGGUAUUUUGACGACGUAUCCCAAUACGCGCCCUACUCCGACGGCCUUGGUGGCUUCCAACUCGACGCAAGCGAUCUAGAUUUCGGGUUGACCGAUGAACUUUCUCAGUAUCUUACGCGUCGCCGCUCCACGCUAUACGCCGCCCGUCAUCGCAGCCGCGGUGCAUCUGUCCUGAAGUCCGCGAUGAGCUCUCCUAAGAUUCCUGACCGUCGCAAAGUAUCCAUCGGUGGCGUGACUACCCAUCUGUUUGACACGAGUGCUUCGCCGCUCCACGCUAUACGCCGCCCGUCAUCGCAGCCGCGGUGCAUCUGUCCUGAAGUCCGCGAUGAGCUCUCCUAA
Molecule: messenger RNA, 2841 nt
Organism: Westerdykella ornata
Lineage: Eukaryota; Fungi; Ascomycota; Dothideomycetes; Pleosporales; Sporormiaceae
Exons: 1
Coding region: 1-2841 (946 amino acids)
Source: RefSeq, a predicted model, not a curated record